Ilex paraguariensis (yerba mate) is the source of this 1191-nucleotide messenger RNA. Lineage: Eukaryota; Viridiplantae; Streptophyta; Magnoliopsida; Aquifoliales; Aquifoliaceae. The record is from the annotation of a GenBank genome assembly.
AUGGCUUUGACAACAUCAUUGGAGCAAAACAAUUUGUGGCUUAUUGAAGCAACACAUGUUACUUUUGGUUGUGCUUUUGGUCGGCCUUCUAGAAGCUUCACAUUCGCCAAAAGUGACUACCUUUGUGUUCUGUCUUCUUGGCACAUGUUUAAUGUGGUGGAAGGAUCUAGAGAGCAAGGUAGAAAGAAAGAUAGGAUGAAGUUGAAGCAAAGUUGCAUAGUUGUGAAGGACAUUGCUUUAGAACAGAUUUCAGGAGGUGUAGCUGGUGAUGCCCUUGGUGCUCCUUUUGUAUACAUCAUGUACACGGGAUUCACCCAUGUUUUGGUGGUUCAGUGUUUUUCGUACCUUCCGAUUGUCCGGAAACUGUUGGAUGAUGACCCUGGAAACUCUGAAUAUGUGGACAUGGAAAAGGAGCUUGUGGAGGUGAUUUCUUUGACCGAAGAACUUCUGUCAACUGCGAAACAAAAUGAGAAUUCUGGAUUGUAUAUUGGGACAAGUUCUGAUCCAUCUCACAGUUUGCGCCAUUCUGGCAGUACCUUUCAGCAUAAUAUGGAAUCAACAACCAUAUCUGAUCAGUCUGAGAAAUUUGCUGUUGGCACUAAAGUUCAAGCUGUUUGGAGUGAAGAUGGAGAGUGGUAUGACGCAACAAUUGAGGCACUUACGCCAAAUGGGUAUUAUGUACGCUAUGAUGAAUGGGGUAAUAAGGAAGAGGUUGAUCCUGCUAAUAUUAGGCCAGUUGAAGAAGGGACUGUAAAUACUCUGCUGGAAGCUGAAAGGGAAGCUGAAGCUACAAAACAAGCUCUUAAACGUAAAAUUGCUCAAGCUGCCGCUGCAGACUUCCAGUCACGGAGUUUACCAGCCAAGCUUCGAAUUGAUCCUGAUGACCCUGAAGAUGUGAAAGCUGCCAAACGUAAAAAGAUACAUGCGUUUAAGUCAAAGGUGCGGAUGGAGCAACUUGAAGUCACACAGAAUAAGAGGCAGAAUGCUUGGCAGCAAUUCCAGACAACUAAAGGCCAGGCCAAGAAGAUUGGUUUCUUCUCGGGCCGCAAGCGAGAGAGCAUCUUCAAGUCCCCUGACGAUCCAUUUGGAAAGGUAGGUGUGACUGGAAGUGGAAAGGGUUUGACAGAUUUUCAGAAGAGAGAAAAACACUUGCAUCUCAAGGGAGCAAACGCCGAGUCUACUGACGAUUAA